ACAGUUGGACAGCCGACGCCACUGCGCCGCGUCCCCGGUUCUGGCUACGUGUAAUUCAGGGGAAAAAUGGCAGAUAGAAAAAAUAAUAAUGUCCCCAACAGUAGUGCGAAUUUACUGUUCAGCGCUGCUCCGGAGUUUAACUUCAACCUGCCGUUUAUGCCGGUGAGCCAGGCCACCGGGCCGGCGGUGCUGUCAGGAGAAGAUUCCACUGACGUUGGAGAAGAAGACAGCUUUCUCGGUCAGACGUCUGCCAAUGCACCGGUAUCCUCCUCCACAUUCAGCUACUUCUCCAGCCCUGUUACCAGCUCUGACCCGUUCGCCUCUCUGGGCCAGUCACCAUGCCCCCCGUCGGCCUCAUCUUCAGCGCACGCAUCAACCGGACCGCCUCCCGUUCCCAACAGCAGCAGCAUGGCUCCAACUCCUCCGCCACCAUCUGCUGGCUCACAAAUGAUGCCCCCUCCCCAAGUGUUCGGCGGCGCCGUUUACCAAAGCCCAGUUGGGCGUCACACUCCUCCCCCUACCACCAUGACGCUGCCGCCUCAAACACAGUCGCAGGCUCACAACCCGUACCGGCACACCCCCACCAGCAGCAGAGCCAGCCCUUACAUUCCAGCCCCGGAGAUCCUGCCGCCAACACGCACACCUCAGCAGAACCCCUGCUCUCUCAGCUCGUCCCCCCAGAUGUUCCCCCCUCCAGCUCCUACAUUUACAACACCUCCUCCCACUCAUUUUAAAGGGGCUCCGGCUCCGGCCUCCACCGCCGGAGCUGUGGUUCCUGCAGGUCCAAUGAUGCAGUACAACUACAACAUCUACGAACAAGUUCAGCCUCACUGGUUCUACUGCAAGCAGGUGGAGUCGAAGAGUGUCUGGUUUCCUCUGAGCAUUAUUGACUCGCUUCAGCUCGAGGAGACGUACAACUCAGUUCAACCUGAUCCAGAAAAUGUGGUGGUACGCACAGACGGGGGGCGUUACGAUGUGCACCUUUACGACCGCAUCCGCACCGCAGUCUACUGGGAGGAGGAGCCCACAGAGGUCCGGCGCUGCACCUGGUUCUACAAGGGCGACAAGGACAGUCGCUUCGUUCCGUAUUCGGAGGAGUUUAGUGAAAAACUGGAGGCAGAAUAUAAAAAAGCUGUAUCUACUAACCAGUGGCAUCGGAGACUGGAGUUUCCAUCCGGAGAGACGAUCGUGAUGCACAAUCCAAAGGUCAUAGUGCAGUUUCAGCCCUCCUCCAUUCCAGACGAGUGGGGCACCACUCAGGACGGGCAGACGAGGCCGCGGGUGGUGAAGAGAGGGAUUGAUGAUGACCACGAUGAAGUGCCUGAUGGUGAGCUUCCCACAGUGGAUCAUCUGGUGUUCAUGGUCCACGGCAUCGGCCCUGUUUGCGACCUGAGGUUCAGGAGCAUGAUCGAGUGCGUGGAUGACUUCCGGAGCGUGUCCCUGAAGCUGCUGCACAGUCACUUUAAGAAGUCGCUGGACGAACACGCCAUCAGCCGGGUGGAGUUCCUUCCUGUCCAGUGGCAUACGGCUCUGCAUGGCGAUGCCACGGGCGUAGACAGGAGGAUAAAAAAGAUCACCCUACCCAGCACCGGACGUUUGCGUCACUUUACAAACGAGACUCUGCUGGACGUCCUUUUCUACAACAGUCCAACUUACUGCCAGACCAUCAUGGACACCGUAGCUCUGGAGAUCAACCGGCUCUACGCUCUGUUUAUGAAGAGGAACCCCGACUACAGGGGAGGAAUAUCAGUGGCCGGACACAGCUUGGGAUCUCUGAUUCUCUUCGAUCUGCUCUCCAAUCAGAAAACCGUCUCCCCAGCGCUGAUGAUGCCACCCAUGCCUGCUACUAACGGAGAUGCCAAACAGGUGAUGGCUCCUACGUCACAGACGGACAGCGCUGUCAGUCCUGCUGCUGGGGAGGAGCCGGCCAAAGAGGACGAGGAAGAGUUUGAGGACCUCGCCGCCAUGCUGCAACAUUUGGGGCUCUCUGAAUACAAGAGCAUCUUUGAUCAGGAGAAGAUUGACGAAGAAUCCUUCCUCAUGUGCACGAUGGAGGACCUGAAAGAAAUGGGCAUCCCACUGGGUCCUCGGAAGAAAAUGGCCAAGUUUGUGAAGGAGCGGUUGAGCAGACAGGCUGCACGCCAAGCUGCCCAAGAGAAGAAAGCAGAGAUGAAGGAGGGUCAGGCUGCGGUGCCUCAGCCAGCGUCUGAAGAUCCUGCUGGAAGCGCCGCGGCGAAGCCACCGGCGGUCGGCUCCGUCUCCUCUGUCCACGUCAACUACAACUACUUUGAAGUUGGAACUGGACAAGUUUCUGUGAUCUACCACAGCCUGGACUUUGAGCCGGUGAACUUCUUCGCUCUGGGUUCUCCAAUCGGUAUGUUCCUGACGGUCAGAGGGCUGGAGAAGAUCGACGAGACGUACCAGCUGCCCACCUGCAAGGGGUUCUUCAACAUCUAUCAUCCGUUGGACCCGGUGGCAUACAGAAUCGAGCCCAUGAUCGUCCCAGACCUGGACCUGAAACCCGUUCUAAUCCCACACUACAAAGGAAGGAAGAGGCUUCAUCUCGAGCUGAAGGAGAGCCUCUCCAGGAUGGGCUCAGACCUGAAGCAGGGCGUCAUCAGCUCCCUGAGGAGCGCCUGGCAGACGCUCAACGAGUUUGCUCGGGCGCACACCUCAUCCACCCUGCAGGCCGAGCUGGCCAUCGUGGCCAACCAGAUCGAAGAGGAGGAGAAGCACGUGCACGAAGAGCAUAAACUCCCAGAGAGUCUUGAGCUGCAAAGAGAAGAGGAGCCGCAGGUGAAGAUCGGGAUGCUGAACGGAGGGAACCGGAUCGACUACGUGCUGCAGGAGAAGCCCAUCGAGAGUUUCAACGAGUAUCUGUUUGCCCUGCAGAGUCAUCUCUGCUACUGGCAAUCCGAAGACACGGCGCUGCUGCUCCUCAAGGAGAUCUACAAAACCAUGGGGAUCCACCCUGAGCAGCCGGCCCAUUAAUGCUCCGAUUCUUCCCUGUCUGGUUUAAUCUGCCAUUUCAAGAAGAUUUUUUUUUUCUAUUUUUUAUCGAAGGAGUUUAUUUUACCCAGAUGAAUAAUAUGUUUUUAUUAUUCAAUGGUCUUAAAUUAACAAACAUGAAUGAGCUGGUAGAUUCAUGUUUAUUACAUUUUAUAGCCAAUAUGCAUCUCGUGGUCGCCUAGAAAUAUGUACCAUAAAGAUCAAAAGGAAUAUGAAGUUAAUGCUUGUAAGUUAUUUCAUGGACAAAUCUUCACAAUAAACUCUCAUCUUGCUCAAUUUUU
Molecule: messenger RNA, 3290 nt
Organism: Cyprinodon tularosa
Lineage: Eukaryota; Metazoa; Chordata; Actinopteri; Cyprinodontiformes; Cyprinodontidae
Product: SEC23 interacting protein
Exons: 18
Coding region: 67-2991 (974 amino acids)
Cellular component (GO): COPII-coated ER to Golgi transport vesicle
Molecular function (GO): metal ion binding; protein binding
Source: RefSeq, a predicted model, not a curated record